Phanerochaete carnosa HHB-10118-sp is the source of this 3299-nucleotide messenger RNA. RefSeq lists its product as uncharacterized. The coding region runs from base 41 to 3085 and encodes 1014 amino acids. NCBI's taxonomy places the organism in Eukaryota, Fungi, Basidiomycota, Agaricomycetes, Polyporales, Phanerochaetaceae. Gene Ontology annotation, molecular function: protein binding. The transcript has 5 exons. The record is from RefSeq and is a predicted model, not a curated record. Gene Ontology annotation, cellular component: endosome. Gene Ontology annotation, biological process: protein transport to vacuole involved in ubiquitin-dependent protein catabolic process via the multivesicular body sorting pathway.
CCGCCUUCAACCACACUCACGACGACGACGACUAUUCACGAUGGCGUUGGCGGCGCACCAGUCGCCGAUGAUUUCAAUACCUAAGAAGGGAACGGACGAGGUCGACUGGACGAGUCCCAUUCGCUCCGCAAUCUCGCAGUCGUACGGAGAGGACCCAGACAAUUACGCAACAGAAUGCGCGAACCUGCACAGGUGUCGGCAGGACGCGGUCAAGGGCGCAGGCAGCGACAUGACAGCUCGCGAUCUGCUGUACAAAUACUUUGGCCAGCUCGAGCUGCUCGAGCUCCGAUUCGCAGAGAUCCGGGUCAACUUCCCCUGGCGCGACGCAUUUACGAGCAAGCUCACGACCCAGACAUCCAUCGCAUACGAGAAAGCUUGCAUCAUCUUCCAGAUAGCCGCAACACACUCUGCCAUCGCGGCGUCCCAGAACCGGUCAGACCCUGAGGGCCUCAAGAGGGCUUUCUACUACUUCAGGACAUGCGCGGGCAUGCUCACGUACAUCAACGACAACUUCUUGCACGCACCAUCUACCGACCUCAGCCGUGAAGUUAUCAAGUUCCUUGUCGGCAUCAUACUGGGGCAAGCCACGGAAGUCUUCUUUGAGAAAUGCAUGGACGAGAAGAAGAGCCCCGCCCUCAUUGCCAAGAUUGGUGCUCAGGCUGCGUUCACGUACACUGGGCUGUCCGAGGAAGUAAAGGAGUUUAUGGGGAAGGGCAUCUUUGACAGGAAUUGGGUGACCGUCGUUCAGACCAAAGCGAAGUACUUUGUAUCACAAUCACAAUAUUACCGUGCCUUAGCCGACAAUGCUGCGGGGAAACAUGGCGAGGCCCUCGUCCGCUUCACCUACGCCGAAAACCAGGCCAAGGAGGCCAACCGAACCGCGCAACCUUUCGCAUCUCUCUUUGUCACCCAGAUGUCGCCAAACCUCCCACCAGAUGCUGGUACAUGUCUCGCCGACCUCACCAAAGCUCAUCUGGCCCUGUGUACAGAGAAGAAAAACGAGGCGCAGCGUGAGAACGACCUGAUCUACAACAACAUCCUCGUUCCCUUCGAGACGCUGCCCCAGAUCGAGAAGACCACUGUUGCUACGUCCAUCUCGAUCCAGGAUGUAUAUGGCACUCCCGAGGUGCAGAAGGUCAUCGGCCCCGACAUGUUCAUUCGCCUGAUCCCACUGAGCGUGCACGAGAGCGCGAGCGUGUACUCGGAGGAAAAGGCGAAGCUCGUUCGCGGAGAAGUUGAGAAAGCGGACGAGGCAGAGGCGGAGGUGAAGAGCACGCUCGACUCGCUUGGUGUCAAGGAGGGCCUGGUGCGCUAUCGUGCGAUCGCAGAGGGCGAGGUGCACGGCGACAUCGAGAUUCCGGUCGACGUGCGCCGGUGGCGGGAGGACAUCACCGUCAUGGAGCAGCGCGAGCCCGUCGAGGGCCUCCUCGCGGAACUCAGCCGGCUCAAGGCGAACGUGCAGCACGAGCUCGAGGACGUCGGCCGCGAACUCGACGCCGAGAGCCGCGAGUGCGAGGCGAUGCGCGUCAAGUACGACCACCUCUGGACGCAGGCGCCGUCGGCGACGCUCACGAAGGGCCUCCGGCAGGACCUCAAGUCUCACUUUGGCGCGCUCGAGGCUGCCGCGGCGUCCGACCAGCAGGUCGUAGUCCUCUGGGGCUCGGUCAAGGACGAAAUUGGCUUGCUCCUUUCGUCCCAGGUCGAAGAUGUUUUCCGGGCGAGUACGGCGCGCGCGGGUGCGGGGUCGGAGAACCUCUUGGAUCUUGAUGUUGCCAGCGAGACCCGGGAUGAUGAAGAACGGGCGCAAGUUACACAUUUGGUCCAUGAGAUAGAGAACCGGCUUGGUCGUUUGAACAAGAUUUCUCGGGAACGCAACGAAGUACUCAAGGACUUGAAGGAGAAGGUUCAAACUGACGACGUCUCACAUCUGCUGCUCCUCAACCGCCGCAAUCCUGGAGCCGAGGGUUCUCUGUUUGCUGGCGAGCUUGAGAAGUUCAAGCCGUUCCAGCAACGGCUAGGUGCUACGGUCCAUCACGAGCAGACGACCCUACAAGAGGUCACCCAACUUUGGCGCACGCUCAAGGAUUUGGCUAGUCGCGGCCCUGGAGCAAAGAAAUGGGAAGAGCGGGAACGUAGAAAGCAGGACACCAUCAAACGAUUUUCACAAGCUCGAGAUGGCUACAUGGAAGCGCGAGAUGGCCUAGCAAAGGGCCUGCAGUUCUAUCGCGACCUGACUGAUCUCACGAAUGAGCUCAAGCGAAAUGUUAAGCAGUUCGUAACCGGGCGGGCAGCGGAACGCCAUUCGAUGACAGCAUCUGCGGAGACUCAGAGGAGAUUGGCUGCAACUCCUACGUCUCCUCCUCCCCUCGCUGAUAAGCCACGUCCACCACCGCCUCCGCCGAAAGGCCCUCAAUCGCCGAUAGCGGGCCUCAACUCGGCCUUUGCGUCUAUGAACAUGCAGGGCUCUGGUGCGCCGGCGCCAUUUCCACCAAGCCGAGGAACCUGGAAUUCGCCGCCGGCAUCGACCUACACUUCACCUCCACCCCCGCCAUCACGUACAGGCUCACUUCCGCCUCCACCACCCCCACCGUCAUCGCACAUGCAGUCUCCUCACCAGGCGAACGCACCUGCCCCUGAUCCUUGGGCAUCCCUCGGCAUGUUCGAGACGUCGAAAGUAUCGUAUACUCAGCCCUCAUCAACAUCUGCACCAGCCCCAUCAGCACCUCCGCGUCCGCCUCCACCGCCACAACAAUACUCGUACGGCGCUGCGCCUCAAGUAUCUUCCCCGCCGUACGGCCAGCCCCAGCGCCAGCCUUCGUAUCCCCCUCCACCGCUGAGCCCGUACGGCAGCGGUGGGUACGCUUACCAAACCCAGCCUCCGCCUCCACCGCAGGGCGGCCCGGCCCUGCCUCCGCCGCCGCCUCCGAUCUCGUACCAAUCACAGCAGUAUGGCGCGCCGCCGCAACCACCCUCGCAUCUACCACAACAACCGCAACAGCAGCAGCAACAGCAACAGGCGUACCCAUACCAGCACCCUGGUUUCCCACCACCGCCUGCGCAGCCACAGUACGGGCGGUAUUCAUGAGUUGGUUCUGCGAGCAGCUGAAGUAUGCGCAUGUAUCAGGUGAAAUAGAUGUUAUUUUACCACUAAUGUCUUGCUUAUUCCCACUGGUCCGCGUUCUGGUUACUUGUGCUCAUCUAAGUGCAUCAUGUGGUUAGACAUUUGCGACAGAAACUUGCCAGCUGAGGGACUGUGCACUUCUUGAGAGCAUCUGCAGCUGUGUGUUUAGAGAGCGCUC